Molecule: messenger RNA, 2755 nt
Organism: Patella vulgata (common limpet)
Lineage: Eukaryota; Metazoa; Mollusca; Gastropoda; Patellidae
Product: ketosamine-3-kinase
Exons: 9
Coding region: 255-1226 (323 amino acids)
Source: RefSeq, a predicted model, not a curated record
UCAGGGAAAUGACAGUCAUCUAUCUAGAGAUGAUCUACUAGUACUAUUAUGAUUUCAUUAAGUACUAAGUAGCCUAUCUUUCUGAAAUAUGUUCUGCUGAUUAAUGUUUUCAACAACACAUUAGAUUUUACCCCCCCCCUUUCCUAAAGAUAUGCUUAUCAUUAUCAUUGCAUACCCUAGCUCUGUUCGUUAGCCUAGUUGGUGCAGAAAAAUAGAAAGUUAAAACCCAUUUCAAUAGGAAUGCAGCACAGAAGAUGAAAGAAAUAAAUAGUGUUUUAAAAAAAAAAGAAUUUAAAAUGGAGGAAAUUUUGAAAAAAGAAUUGAACACAGAGAAAGUGGUUUUGUUAGGUUCCAGCAGUGGUGGAUGUAUUAAUGAGGCUAAGACAUAUGAGACUGAUCAAGGAAAAAUAUUUGUUAAGACCAACACAAAAUCUGGUUCUAGAAAAAUGUUUGAUGGAGAAUAUGCUAGUCUUGUUGCUAUAGAUAAAGUUGGUGUUGUCAAAGUUCCUAAACCAUACAAGGUGAUUGAUCUACCAGAAGGGGGAGCUAUUUUUGUUAUGGAAAAUUUAGAUCUAUCACAAGGUUUAUCAAAGUUUGCAUCACUGCUUGGACAACAGAUGGCAAGUCUUCAUUUACACAAUUCUAAAACAAGACAAGCUAUAGCCAAGGCAGAGGGUCAUAUAGGUAAAACUGAUAAAUUAACAUAUAUAGAUAAAUAUGGUUUUGAUGUACCAACAUGUUGUGGUUAUAUAGAACAGUGUAAUACAUGGAACAGUGAUUGGAUAUCAUUUUACAGUAAUAAAUUAGAGUCACAAGUUACGCUUGCUGAGUCACAGUAUGGUGACAGAGAAGUUAGAGAGUUAUGGAAUACCUUAAAUCCAAACAUACAUAAACUAUUUACAAAUGUUGAUUUGGAACCUGCCUUACUUCAUGGAGAUUUAUGGAGUGGAAAUGCAGCAGAAAAUUCAGAUGGCCCAGUUGUAUAUGAUCCUGCUUCUUUCUAUGGUCAUUCAGAAUUUGACCUUGCUAUAUCUUGUAUGUUUGGUGGAUUUGGACAAGAUUUUUUCACUGCCUAUCAUAAAGUUCUACCAAAAGCAGAGGGUUUUAAACUAAGAUUAGACCUUUAUAAACUGUUCCAUUAUUUAAACCAUUGGAACCAUUUUGGUGGUGGAUAUAAAAGUUCAUCUGUGAAUAUCUUAAAAUCUUUGAUCAAGGCUACAAGGUGAUGUAAAACAGCACAAUCUUUUUUAAGUGAGCGAAAGUCUGCCAUUUUUUGAUUUUAAAAGGAUGUAAUUGGUUUAGAAUUUGGAAUUAAUUUUGUUAAAUUUUUACCCAGCAUUUACAUUAUGGAAAAUAAUUAAAAUUUUAAUUCCACCAUAAUCAAAAUGGUUGUAUAAUAUGAUUGUUGAUGAUGAUCGAUUGUGGCGUACAAUGAUAAUUAUGUUUAUUCAUCAUUUUAUGACUUUUAAAAUUAGAUCUAAUGCGCUCUAUAAAUGCAUUAUUAUACAUACAUUAUGCAAGAGCUAAAUCUGAUUAUUGCAAGUCUUUAUUUAUAGACUUGUCAUAGAAAUUAUAAAUUAGAUCUUUAUUUACACAACAAACACAAAAUCAACUCUGUAGACCCACGGAGGGCUUGGAUUCAGCUUGGAUUUAAACGGGAUUUCGUUGACUGAUUUAAUUUUAAAUGGUGUCGUGAGCGGAGAUUAACCGUUACGUUGACGUCAUACUCCCGAAUCGAGGCUAAAUGAUAGAGUGUACGAGUGUACAAUAAACUAAAUACAGAUAAUGACAAAUUAUACAAUUCCUGGAGACCGUGUGAUGACUAAUACAGACGGACAGGUCUUCUGUCUUAAUAAUAUCAAUAAAAAUAUUUUUAUUUCCCCCAAUAGGCACGACGCCACUGGUGUAUACCUAUAGAUUUAUCAUAAUUGUAUUAUAAUAUUAUGUCUUAUAAUCAAUUGAUUUAGUGCAUGCCCAAAAUUCAAGUAAGAAUGAAAAUUUACCCUCUCACUCAUUUUAUCCAUUUGUUAUAAAAAUUAAAAAAAGUAAAACACAAAUUUGGAUAUGAUGACAGCAGACAAAAGACUGCAGAGAUUAUGUAGGUGGAGUUAACGCCUGUCAAUCAAACGAUCAGCCAUACUAAGAAUCGGUGAAGAUGGAAUUCAAUCCCAUUUCUAGUCAAAAAUUACACUGGUGAUAACUAUGAUCAGAAUAAAGUAAUUUGACUGAAAUUUUCAAUAUAUUCUUCUUUCAUCAUCUAUUUUUGAACUGUUAUAGCAAGAAUGGCUAACUCCUUAUAAAAAUCUCCCAUAAUGUAUCUUUAAUUUUAAUAAGUAUAUUCAUUAAUUAAUUGAUCCAAAUAAAAGGGAUGUAAAAAUAUAAUCAGAUGAUGUAGUAUCAACCAUAGCUUUCAAUCAUGGCUUUCAUGUCAAGAUUUUGACUUGAAUUUUUAUUGCAGUCACCUUUGAAAAUGGGGUUUUAAAAAUAAGCUAGUUUUACAUAUGCCUGCCAUAUAUCACACUGUGAUACCCCAGAUAGUUCUAUUAAACAAUGGUUUUAAAACUGAAUUAACUAAAAAAUGUAAUAAUAAAUGAAAAGGAAUAAAAAAUUGUAACACAUUUUAAAUAGAUUUAUAUAUUGUAUACAUGUAAAUUAUAUAAAUUACAGAAACUGAAUUAACUAAAAAAUGUAAUAACGAAUAAAAAUGUAAUAAUAAUAAAAAAAAAGUAAUAAGAAAUUGUAACACAUUUUAAAG